UACUAAACUAACAGUUGUUAGGCCAGCCAUGCGAGACAAUGAGACCUGGACGCAUGAACCUGAGUUUGAUCUUUCCUUGUUUGUUCGUAUCUUCUGUCCUGAGGGAUUACAGCAGUCUGACCUCAAAUGUUCCUUGACAUGUAAUGGAAAUGUGUUCAAGACCCCAGUACUAGACCAGCCAGAUGAUGAGACUAGUGAAAUAAAUCAAGGACUUGACAGACCCCAGGCAGCCCGAAAAUCAAAGGAUAGAUCACAACACAGUGGUAGGUUCUGUGAACUUGAAAUCCAGUUUCCAGAUGAAAUCAGAGAAGGUGUAUCACUGCUGGGUAGGAAACCUCUGUCUGACUCUGAGACUUUGAACAUAGCAGUGCACCAGGGCCAGUAUGAAGAGAUCAUUGCCAUUGCCAGCAUCAAUUUGAAAGACAUUAAACAAAUGAGUUUAGAGACAGUUUAUCUACCUCCUGCACAUGAAGAUCUUGAUGUACCAGCCCUACAUUCAAGAAACAGCUCCUUCAGCCUUGGCUCCAGCUGGGACGGGGACUCUCUUGCCGACUCAAUUGACAUUCCAGGAUUAGAAGAUGAUGUACCAGUUACCGUAACAGCUACAUCUUCUCAUGUAAAACUGAUGGCCAGCAGUGAGCCCCGGCUUCAGGGCGAUGUACAGAUGCCUUGUGGGAGUCUGCCUCUGCUGAUGUUUUGGGGGAAGCGACCUCGACCCUUGGUACCACAACAAACAGUGUGGUGGGUUUGCACUUGCAGCGUGAAUGACCUUGUCUAUGGCUUGACAGGGAUUGAUUUGACCACAACAUCUGGUGAAGAUCGUCACAAAAAAAUGGUAGAUGAAGCCAUCUCAGUUUGCAGUUUGCACUCAGAAGCUGAAGAG
This is a messenger RNA of Candidula unifasciata, 883 nucleotides long. NCBI's taxonomy places the organism in Eukaryota, Metazoa, Mollusca, Gastropoda, Stylommatophora, Geomitridae. The record is from the annotation of a GenBank genome assembly.